Dicrocoelium dendriticum is the source of this 2230-nucleotide messenger RNA. NCBI's taxonomy places the organism in Eukaryota, Metazoa, Platyhelminthes, Trematoda, Plagiorchiida, Dicrocoeliidae. The record is from the annotation of a GenBank genome assembly.
GUUAUUUUUGACCACAGUGAUGAAGCUCACUCGAUCUGCUGAGCCUUCGAUGUCAGCCCACGGAUGUGUCCUCAAAAACGACGGAUAGUCUUGUUUUAACCUGAUGUCGGUGCAAAGUAGAUUGGAGAAUGUGAACGAAGGGAAUGUGUUCGUUUGCUUUUGUCUAUUCUGGUGGAUCAUGCUUCUUGGUGCGCACGCGGAUGGCAUUCUAAUUCUUCCUUAUUGGGCUCUCUUUACACCGCUCUGGGUGUGGAAACUUACUGUGAUUUUUGGUUGCACAAUUGGUCUCGCAGUUUGGCUCCGGCAGCGAACUUUCACUACACGCAUUGGGUCUCUGUACGAUUACAAUGAUCCUGUCUUUCCUCACAUCCAAGCCAUGUGUGUUACCACAUUCUUCAUCCUACUCCUCUGCUGUUCCGAAAUCCUUUUAUGUUUGCAUUUGUGUGUGCCCUCGUUGCAACUUGCCUAUUUGACUAUUUUGACUCCUGUGCUUCUCGUUGGUCUGCUAGGCACGUUCGGGUUCUUUUUUCUGAUGAUUGACUCACGAUCCAUGUUUUUUUGGGCCAAUCGGCGUCGUGCGCGGACACUUCCUCAGUCCAGAUUGGCUUUUGGACCGGAGAAUCCUCUCGAAUACAACACAGCCUUUACUCACCCGCAUCGCGCUUGUUCUUUCACACUGGGACUGUUUAUUGCAGUAAAUCUGCUACAGUUGUUCUUUCUCAUUUCCCGUCUGGACAAUUGGAUUAGAUCCAGCUGGGUGGUAACCUUCAUUCCCACUUUUGUUCUUCUCGGUUUGGGUUUCAUCUUCUGUGCCAUCGGUUUGAUUGUCGCACUUAUGCGCUAUUUUACCGCCUACUUUAUUCCAUUAGAUCAGCGCAGACUACCCGUUUACUACUACGCAGCACAUAUCUUUAUCGACCUACUAUUAUUCACUGCUGUGGUGUUUUUGGUGCUCCGACUCGAUCGCUAUCUACCUCCAUCUCAGGUCAGCUAUUCGCUUAUUUGCACGCCUGUGCUCGUGAGUCUGAUCAUUUAUGCAGCAAACUCACUGUGCCACGGACCAGGCAAUCCUUGCUGGUUUGGUGUCAAUCGUAACAUACUUCUCGCUCUGUUCGAAACUUGUCCCGCUCUGCAGCUAUGCGCCAACACUUCAGUCAGCCCUACCGGCCUGUGGAAGUCAACAGCAAACGCCGUCCACACUGACAACAACCCGACGGGAGGCGAUUCUGAUGCUUCCCAUCACGCAGAGGAAGAGUCGACUUCGGAAUUCCAUUCCCAUGUGGACACAGACGUAUGCUCUGUACCCUUUGUGGGGUCAGAUUAUCACCUGUACAACAACGAAUGUCCGCCUACUGUGUACGUUCCUCCAGAAGACCCACCGAAGCCGUCCAAAGCGAUAGCAACAUAUGCGGAAGCGUUGCCUGAGGAUGAUGCGACCGCAGCCCAAUGUAAAGGCGUUUGCGAGGAUUGGAACCAGCCACUUUUGUUCACUGGACCUGUUGUUGGAAGUUUGAGUCCACGGGCAGUUCCUGGCAGCCUGCGUUCCCCAGACUGAUUGUUCAACCAAUUGAUGUGUACUCUGGCUGUGUUCGCUACAGGCAAUCUAUUUUUCAUCUGUGUUCCUUUUCCCCUCAUUUUCCAUUUGUGUCCUCAUCACCGCCAUUAUCAUCGUCGAGCUGUGCACGCGUGUGUGACGAAUUACGCUAGUCAAGUCGCUGGACGGGUUGGCACAUGCAUCCAGGAUGCUCUACCACCACCACCACCACCCAGCACAAUCCCCAAGCGCCAUUCCCUUAAUAUGCACCACCGACCUUUCCGCCUUCUAUCCCAGAGUGUUCACCUAGUUUCUUUCCUCUUUUCAAACCCGAGCCGUUAUUGCAUUCACGGAUGCUUUGUCUACAACUCUCAUCACACGGACAAUGCAUCGCAAUCUGUGUUCAUUCUUUCCCCAUUUGUUUGUUCUUCAGUGCGUUGUGUUGACCGUUAAUAUUUCCUUGUGUCACCCUCAUGUUCACAUACACAUCGGUUUGUCACUCGAAUUGUCUAUUUUUCGAUUUAAUGAUGAGUGGCAUUCACGUGUUUAUUUUCUUACCCUGUCCUCUAUCGAUUUCCUGAUUGUUCCACCUGUUUGUAUGUGUGCGCACAUACCAUCCAGUUGUAUCUCACGUUUAGAUUUAUCCAUAGAAAUGUGCUUCUUGUAUUCCGCGUCAAUAAAACCCCAGAAUUUGGC